Molecule: messenger RNA, 1074 nt
Organism: Zea mays
Lineage: Eukaryota; Viridiplantae; Streptophyta; Magnoliopsida; Poales; Poaceae
Exons: 7
Coding region: 6-794 (262 amino acids)
Source: RefSeq, a predicted model, not a curated record
GCAACAUGAUCAGCUUUACAAAGUGGACUACGGUUGAGGUUGUCCUCCAGAUCCCCCCUGCUUUUCCGGUUUGCACAUAUAACCUCACUCCCAUAGACCAGCUCCAACCGCGCGUGGACUACAAAGAAUAUUUCACUGAUGUGCUCGGUGUUGUCAGUGUGAUCUCCCGUGUUUCAUCGCUACGCACAAGGGGACGACAGGCUGAGGUUAUGAAGAGAACAGUCACUAUAAGCAAUGCAAGGGAUACCAGGCCAACUGUUGAUGUUGUGCUUUGGGGCGAGCGGGCCACGGCUUUCCCAGCUGAACAGGUCCACAGGGACAGUGAAUCCUCACCACAGAUCAUAAUAUUUGUUGGCACUCUCGUGAGAAGCUACGCUGAUAAUGUGUCUUUAUCGGGAGGAUCAUCAUGCAAGUGGUACAUAAAUACACCGGUCCCGGAAGUAAACGCUCUCAGAGCUAGUGCUGAAACCAAACACCUCCCUGUCAUUUGGGAUCAGGGCAAAGCAGCUGCUGAGAGUACAGUAAUUGCAGUUCCUGAACAUAAGAAGCUCAAGGAUAUUAAGUACCUCCAUCCUUUUGAAAAUAAGAAGAAGGAAUGGCUUGUCAUCGUAAAGGUGCUCAAGAUUGAUAGCUCAUGGUGGUACAACGCAUGCAAAAAAUGCCUUAGGACAACCAAACCGCAUGGUGACACAUACAAGUGCACCAAUAAUUCCUGUGACAACAUAGGAUCGCCUACCCCAAGUGCUUUUGGACACGAGCAGCACCGGCUAUGGAGGCCCACUUUUGGGAACUGAGGAUCGCUUUUGGGAACUGAGGAUCGCUUUUGGGAACUAUCCCAGUUCAUCUAGGUUGCUGUUAGAACUUCCCCCUGCUGUGUAGGGCGUAUGGUUUUAUGCUUGUAAGAUAUGGGCAGCGCUAUGCUGUGUGCUUGACUGCAAGAGAUGUCUUUUCUUGCUUGGUCAUAGCUAUGCUAUGUGUGUAAUGCUGCGAGGACCAUACUCGCGAUGUGUAAAGCAUGCCUAUAUAGUCUAGGCCUGAACAAACCAGAAACAUUGCUUCCCUUGGUACUUCUAC